Pelobates cultripes (western spadefoot toad) is the source of this 1066-nucleotide messenger RNA. The record is from the annotation of a GenBank genome assembly. Lineage: Eukaryota; Metazoa; Chordata; Amphibia; Anura; Pelobatidae.
AUGGCACCACCACUGGACUCACCUUACUCCUCCUCCGAGGAUGAAGUCCUUGAUGCCCCUGAUGACAUCACGAGAUCGGAGGGCUCGGAUCCUUUGCCACUGACGAAAGAUCUGCAAGCCCCGGCUACGAAGGGGGAUAUUAAAGCCAUAAUGAACAAUAUCAGCGCUUUCUUUAAUGCUGAUCUGGAUAUCAUCAGGGAGGACAUGUCUGUGGUCACUGCCAGAGUGAGGGUGACCGAGGAAUCCGUCUCCUCCAUAACCCAAAGCCAAUAGAGUAGUGCGGAGCAGGUCUGUCAACUUCAGGUCACUCAUAAAGCUGUCCAAAUACAAAUAGAUUUGCUGGAAGAUACGAGACGAUGCGCAGACCUCAAAGUUAGAGGUAUUGUGGAAACAGUCGAUGACCAAGAACUGCCGCACUUCCUACGACGCCUAUCUGCUUCUAUAGUACCUCAAUGCUCGGCCAAAGGCAUACAAAUAGACAGCUGCUUCAUAUUGGUGAAAUCAGCCAGAGCAUCGGCUGGGGUUUCUCGGGACGUACCAGUGCACUUCCUAAUGCUACGAGACAGGAUGGCGGUUCAAAACGCGGUGAAGACCAAGACGCCUUACCACUUAAAAGAGACGCAGCUCCACUUUCUACAGGAUUUAUGCUGCUCCACUCUGACCUGGAGAAGAUCCCUCCAGAGAGUCAUGCAGUCCUUGAGAUUGUUGGGGAUUGCCUACAAAUGGGGCCUACAAUUGGCGGGGAUUGCCUACAAAUGGGGCCCCUCACAUACCCUGAUAGCUACGGAAGAUAGCCGCAAAUACCACAUCUCAUCCGCAACCGACAUCUUCGCAGCUUUCCUACUGGUGCAACCACCAGUGAGGGGCAGACAUGCCCACUUUUCAUUCUGUAUCCCACUACGAAUGACGAUAUAACCUGAAAAAGAAUUUACAAAAAAAAAAAUAACCUACAUUUUGCGGUUACUGGCAACGAAUAUUAUAUGAAUAUUUGUGCAAGUCCUUUUAUAUCAAUUAUUUCUUGUAUGUACAGUUGCAAGAAAAAGUAUGUGAUCCCAGAAUGGCUUAA